Molecule: messenger RNA, 1356 nt
Organism: Lucilia cuprina (Australian sheep blowfly)
Lineage: Eukaryota; Metazoa; Arthropoda; Insecta; Diptera; Calliphoridae
Product: SH2B adapter protein 1
Exons: 3
Coding region: 1-1356 (451 amino acids)
Biological process (GO): intracellular signal transduction
Cellular component (GO): plasma membrane
Molecular function (GO): transmembrane receptor protein tyrosine kinase adaptor activity
Source: RefSeq, a predicted model, not a curated record
AUGGCGCUCUUGAAGAGAGUGAUUACUCUGAAGAGUCCCCCAAAAUCUUCCAUAAAGCAUUCUUUCGUCGACUCUCAUUUAAGGGAUUACGCAAAGGAAAGUUCCGAUGAAGAGGGAAACAGUAAGAGUAAUAAGAAAUUUGCUAAAAUUGUGGUAGAAUGUCGAAAAGAAGGUAUAGUCGAUAACUUGACACCAGAAAGUUUAGAUCAGCCAACGGGCACACAAAAAUGGGAGAAAUGUCGUUUGGCAUUGGUGAAGGCAGUGGGAGGAUAUAUGUUGGAAUUCUAUAUGCCGCCCAAGGCAACUAAGCCACGUUGUGGAGUUUUUUGUUUCCUAAUUUCAGAGGCCCGCGAAACGACCGCCUUGGAAAUGCCCGAUCGUGAGAAUACGUUUGUUUUAAAGGCGGACAAUAAUAUGGAAUAUGUUAUAGGGGCUCAAGAUGCCGAUGAUAUGCGCAGCUGGUUGGCAACUAUACGCUAUUGUAUGCGUACACCGCCCACACAACAGCCCACUACGGAUACCGAAGUAAUGGCUGCCGCUAUGCAAACCUCUCCCGUUAUAAUGAAUUCAAAUACCAACAGCAUGUUAAAUGCUGUACAAAAUCCACAGUAUCAUCAACAAAAUGCCAUGGGCUCAAAUGGUAAUAUGGCACCCAGUAGCUCUCUAUCCGAAAAUGCUCUCUCCACACUGCAAACUGGAGCAGCCGAUAGUGCUGUUCCAGAUACACAAUGUACGGCAGCAGGACCUGAUGUACCACCAAGGCGCGGUGAACAACGAUUAUCUUCCUCUAGUAAUAUUGAACCCUGCGAUGGUCUUGAUCCCGACUCUGAUUUAAAUGUCAUAGACAUAACGAAUGAAAUGCGACAAUAUCCCUGGUUCCAUGGCACGCUGCCGCGUUCAGAUGCUGCUCGUAUGGUUUUACAGAAUGAGGCACAAGGGCAUGGUUUCUUCCUAGUACGUCAAAGUGAGACGCGCAAGGGUGAAUUUGUACUCACCUUUAAUUUCAAUGGACGUGCCAAACAUUUGCGCAUGACACUAUCCGAUAAGGGUCAGUGUCGAGUGCAGCACUUGUGGUUCCCUUCCAUACAGGAAAUGUUGGAACAUUUCCGCCACAAUCCUAUUCCUCUCGAAUCGGGCGGUACAUCAGAUGUUACUCUCACCGAGUACAUACACAAUCAAGGAGUUCCUUACAAUAAUAAUCAAAUCAAUGAAACGACGAAUGGUUUAACGUCGGCGAUAGAUAAUAAUGGUUCAUCAGUAACUGGAGGCGUUGGAACGGGAGUGGGGGCAUCCACUGCCAGUGUUAAUGGUACUUCACAGCAGCAACAAGAUCCAUCACCGAGACAUGUGAGAUAG